This is a messenger RNA of Cylicocyclus nassatus, 1122 nucleotides long. The record is from the annotation of a GenBank genome assembly. Lineage: Eukaryota; Metazoa; Nematoda; Chromadorea; Rhabditida; Strongylidae.
AUGUAUACUGCGUACGAUCGCCGGGAGUACGUCCGCAGGGAGCACCUGCCGUUUCUCAGGACACGUUUUUUGAUUUACGACGAAUACCUUAUUACGAGGAGGCCCGCAUCAUUUCUCGAGUUCUCGAGACUCCUCCCACAUGAGUUUGAAGAUUUAUACCAGCGCAUCGCGAGGACGCUGGAGCAUUACCCUACCCAUGCAGGGCCCAUCACAGGGCGCCAGAGACUAAUGCUGUUUCUUAGGUUUGUAGCCAGGGGAGGGACUUUCACUUCAUGCGCUUUAGAUGCGUGCUGUGGAAAGUCGACUGUAUCAUGUUUGGUGGCUGAAGUCACCGAAGCAAUAAUCAGAGAGCUACACGAUUUCGCAUUUCCUCCGCUCACGCGGGAUAUGAUGGAGGAGACGGCUAGACUCACUCAAGAGCGUUUCGAUUAUCCAAGAGGUGUUGCCUUCAUGGACGGCAAACACAUUGCCAUUGACAAGCCUCCACACUCAGGGAGCAUGUUUUGGAAUUACAAAAAUUUUUAUUCUAUUAUACUCUUGGCAAUUGCGGACGGCAACUAUCGCGUACUAGCGUAUGACGUCGGGGCUGCAGGACGCGCCGGCGACGCCGGUGUCUACCGUUCCUCCCCUAUAAAGCAGAGAUGGUUGGACAGCCAUGACGACAUUUUUCCUCCAACCAGAUUUCUCGGAAACGUAGGACCGGUACAGUAUCAUAUACUAGUCGAUGGCGGCUUUGGUCAAGAUUUCCGACUUGUAAGGCCUUACCGGGAACUAGAAUGUGAUACGCCUGAUAAGAGGAGGUUUAAUGAAAAAUUUUGCGGAGCGCGCCGACUCGUUGAAUCCACUUUCGGAAUUCUUGCACAACGAUUCCGAAUCCUAAUGCAGCCUAUGCAUAUGAGCCCGAAAAGAGCGAGCCGCAUAGUUAUAGCGCUUUUGAUCUUACAUAAUAUCUUGCCAAGGAGACAAGAUGUUCUUCAAGGAGUACAACGAUAUCCGCAUGAAGAUGGGCAACUUCAUUCCCUUCAAAGAACAGCGCCUGUAAGGGGUCCGAACGCAGCAAAACUAGCUCGCGAACGAAUUACCAUGUACUAUGUGGACAAGUAUGGCCAUGCUGUCGAUUGA